Molecule: messenger RNA, 6079 nt
Organism: Eleginops maclovinus (Patagonian blennie)
Lineage: Eukaryota; Metazoa; Chordata; Actinopteri; Perciformes; Eleginopidae
Gene: efna5b
Product: ephrin-A5b
Exons: 5
Coding region: 1025-1717 (230 amino acids)
Biological process (GO): axon guidance; regulation of cell-cell adhesion; regulation of actin cytoskeleton organization
Cellular component (GO): external side of plasma membrane; plasma membrane
Molecular function (GO): ephrin receptor binding
Source: RefSeq, a predicted model, not a curated record
GCUGCCUGCCUUUGCCCUCACCUUCCUGCUUGUCCCGGCUUCUUAAACCCAAACGCAAAAAGAGGAAGACUACACAGUACGCAUAUGGGAAAAAGCUAUAUUUGUUUUACACCUGCACGUCGCACGAUGGCUUAUAUAUGAAAAGGACACUUUGGGAUGCGGACAUAAACACGCGUCUCCACCAAGAGAAGCGCAUGAGAAAACACAACGCUGUCCUUCCUCUCUCCGACGCCGAGAAGGACUCCACCCCACCUCGGCAGUGACACCUCCGCUAAAUCGCCGAGAAAGGAUAAGUGACUUUUUUUUACGCUGGAGACGAAAGACCGAGUAUAACAUUACCAUUCAUCUGCCAGUGAAUGACUGUAUGGCUUUAAAAAGUUGCAUGGAGAACAUGGACAUCUGACGUGCGCCACACGGCGUCACUGGACACAGAUAGGAGCCUCUCUCUCUCUUUUCUUCAUCACAUCUUUGAGUGACUAAUCCCCUGCGCUUUGGGUUCGGAGUAAGAAGAAGUGUGCAGCAGUUGUCAUUUGCCCUGACACAGGCUACAUCCAGUAGCUCCCUGCAUAAGGGAACGUCACCACACCACUGAAGACACUGCCUGUUGUGCUGCGCAUUUGUGUGUGCUGAUCUCACUGUUUGUGCAUUAGUGGGAGAUAUAUGUUGAUAGCCAACCCCGGACUUGUCAGAGCUGACAUCCUGUUUGAUAUAAAGACUGUCAUUCACCCGGACCAUCGACCUGCAUCAGAGAGACGGCACAGUGACACGUCGGCUGUGUAACUUCACAUUUCGAAAAGCCUGAACAAGUGUCAUCUCAAGUGCCCCCUUGAAUGAUCACAUUCUCGUUAUUUCCUUUGCCUUUUCUACGUCGUGCGCAUUUGUACUUUGUUCACAAACAGCGCCAGAAACACACGGCCACAUGUGAAUGAGACUCAUCACCUGUCCCGGUUGAAGCGCCCGUACAACUCGACUGACUGACCGACCGACACUGAAGAGGAAUACGUGCCGAAGUUUCGCUGUAGUGAUGCUGCAAAUGGAAAUGGUCAUCUUCUUCUGCCUGGUGCUGUUGAUGUGUGUAUUUAGCCAGGAGCCCAGUUCCAAAGUGGUGGCAGACCGCUACGCCGUCUUCUGGAACCGGACUAACGCCAAGUUCCAUCGUGGAGACUACCACAUCGAUGUGUGCAUAAAUGACUACCUGGACGUGUACUGCCCUCACUAUGAAGACACAGUGCCUGAGGAGCGGACAGAGCGCUACGUCCUCUACAUGGUUAACUACGAUGGCUACAGCACAUGCGACCACACCGCCAAGGGCUUCAAACGCUGGGAGUGCAACAGGCCGCACUCCCCCAACGGGCCACUCAAGUUCUCAGAGAAGUUCCAGCUCUUCACUCCGUUCUCCUUGGGCUUUGAGUUCAGACCGGGCAGAGAAUACUACUACAUAUCCUCCACAAUUGCCGAGAAUGGGAGGAAAACAUGCCUGAAGCUCAAAGUUUUCGUCAGACCAUCAAACAGCUGUGUGAAAACUAUAGGCGUACAUGACCGUGUUUUUGACGUAAACGACAAAGUAGACAAUACAUUAGAACCACAAGAUGAUACCAGCCAUGAACCUGCUGAGCCUUCCCGAAGUGACGAAACGAAUGCUGCACCACACCUGCAGAAAACAAGUCCAGUCCUGGCCUUGUUGCUGGUCUGCCUAUCAGCACUCUUCACUUUAUAGCGCUCCCCUCUGUGCCCGGAGGGCAUUUACACCUAGCGUGGCCUGAAUCUGCCCAAGGCUGCAGGGAAGGGGAGGGAUUUGGUUGGAGUGUGUUUGCUUGAUUGGGCAUCAGAGCAGGCUUCUCAAAGAACCCUCUAUUUUUUUCAGAAAUAUAUUUAAGUGGUCUUUCUCCGUCUGUGAGUGAACAAAAGUUGAUUUUGGAAGUGGGAGAGACAGUUCCCCCUCUCAAAUCUUCAACUGAGAUGCCAAAUCCCUUUUUUGACACUUAGUGAUUCUUAUUUUCCAGUGACUUUUGACAUCCCUUUACAUCAUGUUUAUUUCAUUGCAGCACUGAUGUUCACACACACACACACACACACACACACACACACACACACACACACACACACACACACACACACACACACACACACACACACACACACACACACACACACACACAAGUUUCGAGAGUCAAAUACAAAUUACUACACUACACUAACAAUCAAUAGAAGUAGGUUUUUUUACACUUGUAAACAGUAGCAGCAGUACACAGUAGGAAUGUAAAAUGUUUAGGUUUUAGAAAGAACUGUACAUACAGAAAAUAAAUGUCCCGAGACCUCUGAAAAGCCUUUCAGAAAAUAUUUGAAGUAAGUUCUUUGGGUUCAUUCGAAGCCGAUUUUGGCUCCUCCAUUUUACAAUGAAGUAAAGUACAAAGCUUAAAGAUGAAAAAAAGAGGAGUAAUGACUUUUAGCCAAGGUCAGAUUGGAAACCACAGCACUGAGUGAAACAUACAUGGCAUGCACCUUAGCCCGCCAAUCUUCAAAUAGUCCCGGAUUGAAGUUGAGCCCAAUUUUCUUAGGAAUACAAAGUGUGUGUGUAAAGGUGGAUAAGCUGCUUAGAGCAAGUGAGUGUAAAACCUUUCCUUAUCCCUCUUUGUGUAGAGUAUGGCAGACAACUCAAUAAAACACCUCUCAAACACAUUUGGUUCACCACAACUCACAAAACAUCUAAAUUGAAACUUUCUUACCAGACACUUUGUAGACUGCUAUUAAGCUCGAGGAUCGAUAUCUUUUGAUAAGUGAUCACACAAUUUCACGGCCACAGUCACAGUCAUUGUAUGCAAUGUUUACUGAGCAGGGCUGCAAUUGUUCUCUCCGUUCCAUUGGAGUAUUAAUCAAUAUUAACACUCCCAUAAACAUUUGUAUUUACACCUUUUUUGCUCUGGUAUUGAUAGUUAAAGUGAUUGUUUUAAAAAUGAUGAUUCACAGCUAAAUUGGAGACUUUCUGAAUUUUCUUCAACUAUUAAAUUAUUUUUGCCGAUGGUGUCUUCAACAUUAUAUUCAGUGGAGACACUGUAAACUUUUUAAUGUAUUUUUGUACUGUCUGACAGCCCCUUCAAUUAAAAAAACAGAUGGGAAACAUUUUAAAAAGACAUUUAAAUUCAGAACCAUAGCUUUUUCACUUCAAUGUCACUUAAACCACAGCUUUGACUCGCUUAUUCAAUAUUAGUUACCGUAGUUCACAUUUAGUUUAUUGCAGUUUUUAGAAGAGCUUUUACAGGAUUGCAUAGCUCAAUAGUUGAAAACACAUAGCGUUAAUAGAAAAAAAUCCAUUUAAUUCAAAGCAAUGCCAGGUUUUUUUUAGACUGGCAACGUUUAUAUUAGCACUUACAUAGAAAAUGUUUUCUGUGUAGUAAUGACACUAAGCAUUCUCCAGCUCCCACAGAUGCACACGGUAUGCAAGCAUAAUAAAAGCUAUCAUCUUUUCUUUUAAAAGAGAUGGACUGUGUUUCUUUGUUUUCAAAGAAAUGUGGAAGGAUAGAGAAAUGAAUUGCUUCCUUUUAGGGACACGCUUUUACUUGAGAAUAGGGCCCCAAUUGGUGAAGAAAGAUAGAUAGGGAGAAAUAGAGCAAGAAAAGGAGCAAUUGCAUGUCCACCUUCAGCUCCUAAUGUUACAGGUUUAAGUGACUCUUUAAUGAGGUUCAAAAUGACAGGCAUGUGGACCCCAUGUUGUGGCAAGGGGAGUUAUUCCUGGUAUUAAAAAUAGAUGGUGGAAGGCUUGGGGGGUCUCGGGAGGGAGGUGUAGAUUUCCACCAUGGGGGGGUUUGAAAGCACCAAUGACCUUGCAGUUGAGAGAAUUGGUUAGUUAAGGAAACAGAGAGACAAACACACAGGGAGACAGAAAGACAUGUGAUAGAGCCGAAUGCGGUUUACUACAGUGCCUAAAAAACAUGACAAGACAAAACAACUAAAAUUUCAUGCAACACUACUGAAAAAACACCUGACUCAAUGACAAACUUAUUGUUUAGUAUCACGCUGUCUCAGAAGGCAUGCACUGUUAUGUUUUAUUUCCAUUUUUGUAGCUGCCUUUUUUCAUUUAGUUUUUCCCCAGAAGACUGCUUUUGCCUUUUACCAUUUGUUUUUAUGCUAUGGUAACAAUGCUAUUAUAGCAAAAUAGCAGCUCAGCUAUGGGGGGUAAUAGGAGACGAGGCCAUUUAAUGAGGUACUAAUUUUCAGGAGAACACCACAGGGAAGGAGCCCCGCAUAAGAUACAAAAUGGAUGCUUGUCAGCAGAUUAACACUAGACUCUUAUCAGAAACCAGCUUCAAUUGUACUCUCUUAUAGUUACCGAUACUACUAUUUGUCAUUAUUACUAUUAUUACAAUGGUUUAUUCUGUACACACCUUAACCUGGGAAAUGAGGAUCAACGUAUAAACUGGAUACUGUGUAUCCUGAGGUAGUCAACCAUAAAACAAGUAGUGGUAGGUUAGUAUCUGUUUUGUACCUUUCUGGAGGACAAAAAAAAUGAGAUCAUUGUUAAAACUGUAUAAUUAUUAUUAUUGUCAUGAUGAUGAUGAUUAUGAAUAUUAUUAGGAAAACUUGAUGUAAAUAGUGUUUGAUAUUAAAGUAUUAAUUUGGUUCUUAUGUCUUUUCUAAAAAAUGAAUACGGUAUUAUCUCUGGGUUUUGCGGGGUGUGUACUGUCCUCAAACAAUGCAUUGUGUCCUUUGACCCUCAAUGCCUAAUGAAACUUUGAGCUAAUAUGAAGGGGAAACCUGUGGGAGCUGUACACCAUGUACAGAAGGCUGGCUCACCUGUUACAUGUUUCAAACACGUCACCAACCUUCGCAUCUCUUCAUAAGGAUCCUGCCUUGGAAAGACACACUUUGGACUUAACGGAUGGCUUAUUUGUACUUUUUGCCUUCAGUGUUUGAAAGCAUGUUAGUCAGCUUAAAGAUCUGCCCGGAGUGGACUGUUUGCUUUUUAAUGGAAGGAUCUCGCCAGUUUCAUUAUGUGGCAUGCGCAUGAACUUGAUGACAUAAAAAAAAUCAAAAAAAUCAAAAAAGUUUUUAAAAGAAAGUAUUCUUUUGCUCUUAUUUUCCUUUUUCUUUAAGACGUGUUAGAUUUUUGGAUCACUUUCAUGUUGUGUGUUUUUGCAUCCCCAUUUGAGUGAUUUCAUUUAAACUGUGUAGUGACAAAUGACAAAUGUACAUAACACAAACCAUUGUUGUGAAGUUAUAGUGGGGGACAUUUUGUAGUUCAAAAGCAACUUUUUCAUUUAUCCUAACACUGACUCUUUCCGUACCCAUCCAUUGAAUUCAUCCCAUGUAGUUGCAGUCUGUCUCUCCUGACUAUUCAUCUUCUUUCUGCUCUCCCAAGAGGAGGCGUUCUGAGAGUGUAUACAUCAAUGUGUGGACGUUUUUCAGUGUGAAAAAAAUGUGUGAACAUUUGAGUUUGUGUGUGUGCGUGUCUCAUUUGCUGUUGCCGCAGUGAAUGGGAAGCGGCAACCCUCUUUGGCAACGAAGAGUGUUUCCCAUGCCUUAGCCCUCCAGCCUCUGUCCUGGCAGUCUUGUCUGGUUACAGACGUUUUCUGCCAUUGUGCUUUUACACAGGACGGCUGCUGGCGUCCAAGAGACUACAACAGGGCCCUUCACUUUCUCUCCCUUUCUAACAACCCUGAAUCACUCCUCCCUACUGUACACGUUAGUCCUGGGCACAGUUCAAGGAUUAGUUCACCCCCUGCACCAAAUCCUUAACUGGAUUGUUAGAGGGGUAAUGCCUAUCAUCGAUCCAGGUUCUAUGCCUGCAGGGCAAAGCCUCUCUUGCCAUCAGCCCCCUAUUUGCCGAUGAGCCACUUGUUCAUUUUGUGUGCCUGUCCUGUCCCAUUCUUGUGCUUGUAUAACCCCCACCACACCACCUGCUCCUACUCCCUCACCUUUAAACCUCGCUUCCACUUUGCCAUCAGUGGGGAAUAUUUCGAACCUGCUCUUUUUCAGUAUAUAGACCACAACAAAAAAUUUGACAAAAAUUGAUCUGUAUUUGUAUAUACACGUGUCUGAGCAACUAUGAGUAAUACAAUAAACAGAAAUACAUUGCUUUGAA